Molecule: messenger RNA, 516 nt
Organism: Drosophila subpulchrella
Lineage: Eukaryota; Metazoa; Arthropoda; Insecta; Diptera; Drosophilidae
Product: calcineurin subunit B-like
Exons: 1
Coding region: 1-516 (171 amino acids)
Molecular function (GO): calcium ion binding
Source: RefSeq, a predicted model, not a curated record
AUGGGCACGGCCGCCUCCCGUCACCUGACCGGCGAGGAGCUGCUGGAAAUCCAGGCGGAGACGGGAUUCUCGCUGGCACGACUUGACUACCUGUACGGGCAUUACCAGUCCCUCGAUCGCGACUCGGAGGAUCGGGUCUUGAGGAGCGAACUGCUGCGAGUGCCGCCGGUGGCCACGCAUCCGUUGAAGGAGCGUCUGGUGGACGCCAUGUUGCAUCCGUCGCUGGGCUUCCGGCAUUUCGUGAGCGGCCUGGCCAAUUUCCGGCGCGGCGAACCGCUUGACCGGAAGUUGGCCUCCACGCUGCGGUUGUUCGACGAGGAUGGCGAUGGGCUGCUGAGUGCCGAGCAGUGCCACGCCCUUUUGGCCCGCCUACCGGCAACGCGGCGGGAAUCGCGCGGGAUGCGCUGGCGCCUUAAUCAGAUCCUGGCCGAGAAGGAUAAACUGAAUGCCGAGGACUUUGGCCACAUCACCAGGGGCCUGGACCUGGAGCAGAGUCUCUCGCUGCGAUUCCACUGA